CUCGGCAGCUCGGCACCAGGGUAGGACCGCGUCCCGGAGCUGCCUGAAGCAGUUGGCUCUUCAUUCCGACUUUACCGCGACACGUUUGUUUCGAGCACCAAAGAAAGCGUUUCGGAGCGUGUGCUAGAGGUUCCUCCGCUGGAAAUCCGGGUCCGAUUCUGGAGAGGAGAGACCUUAAAGAGAAGCUGCCGUCACCAUCGGAGAAAGUGACGGACGGAGCGGAGCCUGAUCACCGGGAUUUUAAAUCGCAUCAGUUUCGGAUCUUUCAGGCCUUGUUCCUUCAGGGUAUCUUCACGCAGUGUUGCCUCAGUUAUAUAGUUUUUAAAAAGCAACAUUUCUAUGAUACUUUUCAUCAAAUGUCGUUUCCUGUGAGCAGACGGAUCAUUUGAUCCCGUGCGUAACAGUGGUGGAUUUUGGAAUACUGCGCAACAUCCAGCCUCCCGAUUAACACCUCCGUUAUUUGGAGAUAUCUACAAACGGAAAGAGGAACAGCCACAAGCUUUUACUUUGUCCCGGAGGCUCAAAGGUUAAAACCCCGAAGGGCGCGCGUCCGUGCGCAAUCCAUCCGAAGACGCUUCUUUAAAUCGCCGAUUUGCGCUUUUGCCCUCGACACACACACUCAUACGCACACACACGCGCGCGCGCGCACACACUGGCUGUCGAGCGGCGAAGAAACGCAAAGCUUAUUAACUUUGCACGCCCGAAGUUACCCUGUGGAAUCUCGUUCUGUGGGUUGUACCGGCGUGUUUUCACGCAAUCAGAAGAGAAUUAAGGAUAAAACUCAAUCAAGAUUUGAAGCUGGAUUGCUUUUUGGAGAGCGGAAUGAACUCUUUCUAAUUUGGAGCGCAGCAAAAGGAGGCAGACUGCUCAGCGAAUCUGCAUGGAGUUCUAGUCAAUUUAUGGUUGGCUGCAGAACUCCCCCGGCUGUCGUACUGUGCCCACCUCGCCAUGCUGGCCUGUCUGCAGAGGAGGCAAAACCCUCCACCCCAACACCCAGUGUGUGCCAGCAAGACACUGGAGCUGCCGCAAGCCCUAGGACGGAAAUGUGAGCUGGUGGUGCCCACACAUUCCCCUCGCUACCCUACUGCAGCAGAACUUGAUGCCUACGCUCUAAAGACAGCCAACAAUCCUCUGUCCAUCAAGAUCUUCCCCACUAACAUCAGGGUUCCCCAGCACAAGCACCUUAACCGGACUGUGAAUGGAUAUGACACCACAGGACAGCGCUAUAGUCCCUACCCACACCUCCAUACAGGGGGCUACCAAGGCCUGCUCGCCAUUGUCAAGGCCUCUUCCUCCUCCUCCUCAUCAUCAUCCACCUUUGUCCACUCAAAAGGUGUUCUCAAGAACUCUGAUGGAAGACGGACUAAACUCUCUCCAGCCCAUAUAGCUGUGGCACCAUAUCCAACCCCUAGUAGUAGCACUUUAGCCACUAGCCAUGGCCAAAUGGUAUACCACACUGGGCCCUCAAAGCCUACAGAAGGCCCCAGACUUUCAGUACCCCCUAAUGUCACUGUAGCUGGCUCAGUGAUUCCAGUCACAGCAGGUCGAGGCCUGGCUUUGCCUUCACAGUCAAACCUCCCAUCCAUCCAGAGUAUCAUCUACCAGAUCAACCAACAUUGCCAGGCCCAGGCUCUGCAGCAGGUGUGCCAAGGGGCUGGCACUGCACCGUCAAAUUCCAGCCCCUCCAAGCAGGCCACAACAGUCAUCGGGGUGUCAUCUAGCUCCUCAGGUGGAGGCUAUGUGGUGGGAAUGGGUCCCCAGGGUAACGUUGUAUAUACAGGACCAGGACUACAGGCACAAAGUACAGAGGCAGUGAAGAAUGGCAUGUACGCAGACAGCAUGGAUUAUAUCCUUUGGCAAAAACAGCAGCAACAACAACAUCAACAGCAACAACAACAACAGCAGCAGCAGCAGCAGCAGCAGCAGCAGCAGCAGGCCGUGCUCCGCAUGUACAGCGGAGGAAGUGGGGGAGGCGGUGCGAUAAGUAAGUCCCCUGAAAACUGCAUUCCAGGGGGAGGGGUUAUGGCUGCACAGGUCUCCUCAUGUUCCUCCAGACCUUACCACCUGACGGCGAGUGCCAGUGGAGGAGGCGGCCUGGACAAGAUCAGCUCUUCCCCUUUGAACUGUGUGGGCAUGCAUGGGAAUUUCUCAGUGGGUCAAUACUUUGCCCCUCCUUGGAACAGUGUGCUGGUGACACCUGACAGUGACUGCUACAACCCCCAGGAGCUUUUGGGCACAUCCACAGGAGGGCCAGCUACAGGGCACAGAGAGAUGGGCUAUCCCCACCACCAUCACCACUACCACCACCAUCAUCACCACCCUGCUAUAGACAGUGGCGGAGGUCUGUGCUGUAGUCUGCCCAGCAAGAGCUUGUGCAACACAUCUGUGCUGAGCAGCAGCUUGCAGUCUCUGGAGUACCUGAUCAAUGACAUCCACCCCCCCUGCAUCAAGGAGCAGAUGCUUGGCAAAGGCUAUGAGACUGUGUCUGUUCCACGUCUGUUGGACCACCAGCAUGCACACAUCCGCCUCCCUGUUUACAGAUAGAGGGGAAAGAGGAGGAGUAUGAGAAUCACGAGCUGCAAAAUGAUGACGAAAUCAAAGUAAACGGACAGAGAUGUUUUAUGGUACAGAACUGUAGAAUGGCACAGCUUUAACUAUUGCAGGCGCUUAGAGGAGGGCAGUUGCUGUGCUGCAUCUGAGGUUUUGGUGGUUUUUGAGGCAUGUUGUAGGAAUCCCAAAUUUGGGAGGUGGUAGCGAUCACCAGUGGGAGAGAAAAGGGAUUUUGAUGUUCUUCAGAUGUUCCAUUGUGUGGUUUGCCAAUAGGAAUUUUGGAUUUUUUUUUUCUCUUCUGGUUUUGUGUGUGUGUGCGCGCACAUGCGUGCGUGUGUUACUUGCCUAAACAUUUUACAUAAGAAUCACAGCUUAACAUAAAGUGCAUACGUCA
Messenger RNA from Thalassophryne amazonica, 2944 nucleotides. It is a transcript of the gene fam222aa, whose product is annotated as family with sequence similarity 222 member A. The record is from RefSeq and is a predicted model, not a curated record. NCBI's taxonomy places the organism in Eukaryota, Metazoa, Chordata, Actinopteri, Batrachoidiformes, Batrachoididae. The transcript has 3 exons. Bases 949 to 2544 code for a protein of 531 amino acids.